AUGAGUUUCUCUCGAAAAGAUGAUAAAGUCAUUUUAAUUGAUGGUGGCCUUGGCACGACAUUGUAUGAAUAUGGACUUGCUAUACUUGAUGAUCCUUUAUGGUCUGGAAAAGCAUUAGUAACAGAAUUGGAACAACUUGCAAAAGCACAUCGAGCUUUUGUUCAAGCAAAAUGUGAUUUUAUUUCAACUGCUACGUAUCAAGUUUCAGUUGAGAAUUUAAUGACCCAUCAUCAUUUAUCUAAUGAACAAGCAGAAGAAAUUAUAUAUAAUGCAGUAAAAAUUGCUCGAAAUGUUAUUGAUGAAGAAAAAGCAAAAUGUUAUGUAGCAGCUUCAAUUGGUCCUUAUGGAGGAACGUUAAAUGAUGGUAGUGAAUUUAAUGGAUGGUAUACAGAUUCGAUGACAAUCGAACAAUUCAAAGAUUGGCAUCGACCUCGAUUGGCAAUAUUAGCUCGUGCUGAGCCUGAUUUAAUUGCUUUUGAAACAAUACCAUCCCAAAAAGAAGCUGAAGCACUAGUUGAAUUACUGAAAGAAUUUCCAAAUAGGACAGCCCAUGGUGAACCAAUUGAAGAAGCAGCUGCAUCUGUUUGUCUUAAAUCUCCUGAUCAAAUUAUAGCUGUCGGUGUAAAUUGUGUACAUCCAGACACUGUUGUUCCUCUUAUCAAACAAAUGAAUAAAAUUGAUCGCGAUUUUAUAGCCUAUCCUAAUGCUGGUGUUACAUGGGAUGCUGAAAAACAAGUAUUCAAUAGUCAAGGUCAAUCAAUUGCACCAUUUAUUCCUUCGUAUAUUGAUGCUGGCUUAAAAUACGUUGGAGGAUGUUGCAAUGUUAACCCAAGUCAAAUUCGUGCAAUAAGAGACAUUAUUGAUACAUAUUCACGUUAA
Molecule: messenger RNA, 879 nt
Organism: Rotaria sp. Silwood1
Lineage: Eukaryota; Metazoa; Rotifera; Eurotatoria; Philodinida; Philodinidae
Source: the annotation of a GenBank genome assembly